Pan troglodytes (chimpanzee) is the source of this 4017-nucleotide messenger RNA. It is a transcript of the gene FOSB, whose product is annotated as FosB proto-oncogene, AP-1 transcription factor subunit. Gene Ontology annotation, molecular function: DNA-binding transcription factor activity, RNA polymerase II-specific; RNA polymerase II cis-regulatory region sequence-specific DNA binding. The coding region runs from base 833 to 1849 and encodes 338 amino acids. NCBI's taxonomy places the organism in Eukaryota, Metazoa, Chordata, Mammalia, Primates, Hominidae. Gene Ontology annotation, biological process: regulation of transcription by RNA polymerase II. Gene Ontology annotation, cellular component: nucleus. The transcript has 4 exons. The record is from RefSeq and is a predicted model, not a curated record.
GGGAAGGCGGGGCCGGGAUCCCCUCCCGCCGAGUGGCCCGGAACGCAAUCCCCGAGACCCCCAGGGCCCCGAGGGUCAUGCAAGUGACCAGAUCGAGUCUAGAACAGACCUCUUGCUGGACAGUGCGGGACUCGAUUUGGCGGGGCCGGAGAUUUGGGGAAGUUUGUCCAGCAAGGGGCGGGUGACGUAAGCAGGGGGGCGGGUCCCGGGCAUAUAAAUACAGGCUGGCGGGUCUGUGCUUCAUUCAUAAGACUCAGAGCUACGGCCACGGCAGGGACACGCGGAACCAAGACUUGGAAACUUGAUUAUUGUGGUUCUUCUUGGGGGUUAUGAAAUUUCGUUAAUCUUUUUUUUUCCGGGGAGAAAGUUUUUGGAAAGAUUCUUCUAGAUAUUUCUUCAUUUUCUUUUGGAGGACCGACUUACUUUUUUCGUCUUCUUUAUUACUCCCCUCCCCCCGUGGGACCCGCCGGACGCGUGGAGGAGACCGUAGCUGAAGCUGAUUCUGUACAGCGGGACAGCGCUUUCUGCCCCUGGGGAAGCAACCCCUCCCUCGCCCCUGGGUCCUACGGAGCCUGCACUUUCAAGAGGUACAGCGGCAUCCUGUGGGGGCCUGGGCACCGCAGGAAGACUGCACAGAAACUUUGCCAUUGUUGGAACGGGACGUUGCUCCUUCCCCGAGCUUCCCCGGACAGCGUACUCUGAGGACUCGCUCAGCUCACCCGGGACUCCCACGGCUCACCCCGGACUUGCACCUUACUUCCCCAACCCGGCCAUAGCCUUGGCUUCCCGGCGACCUCAGCGUGGUCACAGGGGCCCCCCUGUGCCCAGGGAAAUGUUUCAGGCUUUCCCCGGAGACUACGACUCCGGCUCCCGGUGCAGCUCCUCACCCUCUGCCGAGUCUCAAUAUCUGUCUUCGGUGGACUCCUUCGGCAGUCCACCCACCGCCGCCGCCUCCCAGGAGUGCGCCGGUCUCGGGGAAAUGCCCGGUUCCUUCGUGCCCACGGUCACCGCGAUCACAACCAGCCAGGACCUCCAGUGGCUUGUGCAACCCACCCUCAUCUCUUCCAUGGCCCAGUCCCAGGGGCAGCCACUGGCCUCCCAGCCCCCGGUCGUCGACCCCUACGACAUGCCGGGAACCAGCUACUCCACACCAGGCAUGAGUGGCUACAGCAGUGGCGGAGCGAGUGGCAGUGGUGGGCCUUCCACCAGCGGAACUACCAGUGGGCCUGGGCCUGCCCGCCCAGCCCGAGCCCGGCCUAGGAGACCCCGAGAGGAGACGCUCACCCCAGAGGAAGAGGAGAAGCGAAGGGUGCGCCGGGAACGAAAUAAACUAGCAGCAGCUAAAUGCAGGAACCGGCGGAGGGAGCUGACCGACCGACUCCAGGCGGAGACAGAUCAGUUGGAGGAAGAAAAAGCAGAGCUGGAGUCGGAGAUCGCCGAGCUCCAAAAGGAGAAGGAACGUCUGGAGUUUGUGCUGGUGGCCCACAAACCGGGCUGCAAGAUCCCCUACGAAGAGGGGCCCGGGCCGGGCCCGCUGGCGGAGGUGAGAGAUUUGCCGGGCUCAGCACCGGCUAAGGAAGAUGGCUUCAGCUGGCUGCUGCCGCCCCCGCCACCACCGCCCCUGCCCUUCCAGACCAGCCAAGACGCACCCCCCAACCUGACGGCUUCUCUCUUUACACACAGUGAAGUUCAAGUCCUCGGCGACCCCUUCCCCGUUGUUAACCCUUCGUACACUUCUUCGUUUGUCCUCACCUGCCCGGAGGUCUCCGCGUUCGCCGGCGCCCAACGCACCAGCGGCAGUGACCAGCCUUCCGAUCCCCUGAACUCGCCCUCCCUCCUCGCUCUGUGAACUCUUUAGACACACAAAACAAACAAACACAUGGGGGAGAGAGACUUGGAAGAGGAGGAGGAGGAGGAGAAGGAGGAGAGAGAGGGGAAGAGACAAAGUGGGUGUGUGGCCUCCCUGGCUCCUCCGUCUGACCCUCUGCAGCCACUGCGCCACUGCCAUCGGACAGGAGGAUUCCUUGUGUUUUGUCCUGCCUCUUGUUUCUGUGCCCCGGCGAGGCCGGAGAGCUGGUGACUUUGGGGACAGGGGGUGGGAAGGGGAUGGACACCCCCAGCUGACUGUUGGCUCUCUGACGUCAACCCAAGCUCUGGGGAUGGGUGGGGAGGGGGGUGGGGUGACGCCCACCUUCGGGCAGUCCUGUGUGAGGAUGAAGGGACGGGGGUGGGAGGUAGGCUGUGGGGUGGGCUGGAGUCCUCUCCAGAGAGGCUCAACAAGGAAAAAUGCCACUCCCUACCCAAUGUCUCCCACACCCACCCUUUUUUUGGGGUGCCUAGGUUGGUUUCCCCUGCACUUCCGACCUUAGCUUAUCGAUCCCACAUUUCCAUGGUGUGAGAUCCUCUUUACUCUGGGCAGAAGUGAGCCCCCCCUUAAAGGGAAUUCGAUGCCCCCCCUAGAAUAAUCUCAUCCCCCCACCCGACUUCUUUUGAAAUGUGAACGUCCUUCCUUGACUGUCUAGCCACUCCCUCCCAGAAAAACUGGCUCUGAUUGGAAUUUCUGGCCUCCUAAGGCUCCCCACCCCGAAAUCAGCCCCCAGCCUUGUUUCUGAUGACAGUGUUAUCCCAAGACCCUGCCCCCUGCCAGCCGACCCUCCUGGCCUUCCUCGUUGGGCCGCUCUGAUUUCAGGCAGCAGGGGGUGCUGUGAUGCCGUCCUGCUGGAGUGAUUUAUACUGUGAAAUGAGUUGGCCAGAUUGUGGGGUGCAGCUGGGUGGGGCAGCACACCUCUGGAGGGAUAAUGUCCCCACUCCCGAAAGCCUUUCCUCGGUCUCCCUUCCGUCCAUCCCCCUUCUUCCUCCCCUCAACAGUGAGUUAGACUCAAGGGGGUGACAGAACCGAGAAGGGGGUGACAGUCCUCCAUCCACGUGGCCUCUCUCUCUCUCCUCAGGACCCUCAGCCCUGGCCUUUUUCUUUAAGGUCCCCCGACCAAUCCCCAGCCUAGGACGCCAACUUCUCCCACCCCUUGGCCCCUCACAUCCUCUCUAGGAAGGGAGUGAGGGGCUGUGACAUUUUUCCGGAGAAGAUUUCAGAGCUGAGGCUUUGGUACCCCCAAACCCCCAAUAUUUUUGGACUGGCAGACUCAAGGGGCUGGAAUCUCAUGAUUCCAUGCCCGAGUCCGCCCAGCCCCGACCAUGGUUUUGGCUCUCCCACCCCGCCGUUCCCUGCGCUUCAUCUCAUGAGGAUUUCUUUAUGAGGCAAAUUUAUAUUUUUUAAUAUCGGGGGGUGGACCACGCCGCCCUCCAUCCGUGCUGCAUGAAAAACAUUCCACGUGCCCCUUGUCGCGCGUCUCCCGUCCUGAUCCCAGACCCAUUCCUUAGCUAUUUAUCCCUUUCCUGGUUUCCCAAAGGCAAUUAUAUCUAUUAUGUAUAAGUAAAUAUAUUAUAUAUGGAUGUGUGUGUGUGCGUGCGCGUGAGUGUGUGAGCGCUUCUGCAGCCUCGGCCUAGGUCACGUUGGCCCUCAAAGCGAGCCGUUGAAUUGGAAACUGCUUCUAGAAACUCUGGCUCAGCCUGUCUCGGGCUGACCCUUUUCUUAUCGUCUCGGCCCCUCUGAUUGUUCCCGAUGGUCUCUCUCCCUCUGUCUUUUCUCCUCCGCCUGUGUCCAUCUGACCGUUUUCACUUGUCUGCUUUCUGACUGUCCCUGCCAAUGCUCCAGCUGUCGUCUGACUCUGGGUUCGUUGGGGACAUGAGAUUUUAUUUUUUGUGAGUGAGCCUGAGGGAUCGUAGAUUUUUACAAUCUGUAUCUUUGAGAAUUCUGGGUGCGAGUGUGAGAGUGUGAGCAGGGCUUGCUCCUGCCAACCACAAUUCAAUGAAUCCCCGAACCCCCUACCCCAUGCUGUACUUGUGGUUCUCUUUUUGUAUUUUGCACCUGACCCCGGGGGGCUGGGGCAGAUUGGCGAUGGGCCGUCCCCUCUCCCCUUGGUUCUGCACUGUUGCCAAUAAAAAGCUCUUAAAAACGCA